AUGUUUUCCCGUCGUGCUCUCACCUCCGUUGCCCGUGCUAACAGAACUGUUGCUCUCAGAUUCUACUCCGAAGGAGCCACCGGUGCUCCUCGUUCUGACGGAUCCGGCGAUGCUUUCACCAUCCAAGGUUCCGCCGUGUACUGCCCCCAAGACUCACAUACUAAUUACAGCUCCCCUCAACAGAAGCGCGAAAAGGCCCAGGAAGACCUCUACAUCAAGAAGCACCAGGCCGAGCAAUUGGCUGCUCUCAAGGAGCAAAUCAAGAAGCAAAAGGAGAGCUUGGACGAGUUGGAGAAGAAGAUCAACUCCAUCUAA
Messenger RNA from Kuraishia capsulata CBS 1993, 315 nucleotides. RefSeq lists its product as uncharacterized. Gene Ontology annotation, molecular function: ATPase inhibitor activity. NCBI's taxonomy places the organism in Eukaryota, Fungi, Ascomycota, Pichiomycetes, Pichiales, Pichiaceae. Bases 1 to 315 code for a protein of 104 amino acids. The transcript has 2 exons. Gene Ontology annotation, cellular component: mitochondrion. Gene Ontology annotation, biological process: negative regulation of ATP-dependent activity. The record is from RefSeq and is a predicted model, not a curated record.